This is a messenger RNA of Penicillium vulpinum, 564 nucleotides long. RefSeq lists its product as uncharacterized. The transcript has 4 exons. Lineage: Eukaryota; Fungi; Ascomycota; Eurotiomycetes; Eurotiales; Aspergillaceae. Bases 1 to 564 code for a protein of 187 amino acids. The record is from RefSeq and is a predicted model, not a curated record.
AUGUCAUGUUCAAAUAUUCUGGCGCCUGGAGAGCUAAAAGUAAUCCGGCGACCGACAUCGAUUCUAAGGCAUGACUUGACUUGGGGAAAUGUUGCGACCCCGGAUACCCGUCGAUUUGUCCUAGGUUUUACCAUAUGUGGAUCCUUCAUAAGGAUAUGGGUCUUUGGCCGUCUUGAAGGAGUUGUAUCCGAACGGUUUGACACUAACACGGAUGUGCUCCAGUUUGUGUCUACAAUUUUCGGUUUCUUAUACAACAUAUAUGAGCGAGGAGCAAUGUGGACUUGGCCCUACGAUCACCACCAACAAAGGCUAGCGAUUCAUCGGGAUAGAGCAGCACGGAAGCGCAUCGUGAAUGCCCUAGGGGCUCUGCUUAUUGUCAAAGACUCUUGGCAAUACAAAGAGCGCAACGAAGGAAACCAACGAACGAGGGGUUGUCAAUAUCGCACCAUAUCACUAUCAUACGAUGGGUUGAAUCCAUGUCGGCUUAGGCAUCAGAACGGCGAGCAAUCAUCAGCCAGAACGAUUGGAGGAACGAUCAGCAGAAUGAUUGGCGCUCUUGACUAG